AAGUUGACGCAGCUCCAGGAAAUUGGACCGUCCGAAGAGGUUCAAGUUUCACCACAAACAUGAGUACUGCAACUUUCAGAGACUGCCAGGCAUGGAGGGCAGAAGGUCUUCCACUGUCCACCACCAGUAAUGAGGCUUGCAAACUAUAUGACGCCAUACUCACCCAGUAUGUGAAAUGGCGGAAUGAUGAAACCUUGGGAGGAUUUGAAGGAUGCAUUUCUGCUAUCAAGGCAGCUGACCCUAACUUUGUUAUGGGCCAUGUGAUCAGUACGGGGCUGGAGCUGGCAGGAACGGCGAGCUCAACCCGUCUGAAUGAACGUCUGGCCAGCGCUGUGAGGCGAACAGUGGACCUGGCCAACAGCCAGGACAUCUCUCCCAGAGAGAGGCUCCAUGUCAAGGCUAUGGAGCACUUCUCACAUGGAAAUUUCUCCAAGGCCAGCGAUGUAUGGGAAGACAUUCUGGUUGAUCACCCCACUGAUAUUCUGGCUCUCAAGUUUGCUCAUGAUGCCUACUUCUACUUGGGAGCCCAAAACCAGAUGAGGGACUCUGUGGCCAGGGUGCUGCCCCACUGGAAACCACAUAUGCCUUUGUCUGGCUAUCUGAAAGGACUGUAUUCCUUCGGCCUCCUGGAGACUCGCUUCUAUGACCAGGCUGAGAAAGUAGCCAUGGAGGGCCUCGCUCUGACUCCAGAUGAUGCUUGGUCUGUCCACGCUGUAGCCCAUGUUUAUGAGAUGAAAGCGGAGGUGGACAAAGGCUUGAAGUUCAUGGAGGGUAGAGAGAAAGACUGGCAGGUGUCUGACGUACUGGCCAGUCAUAACUAUUGGCAUUGGGCUCUAUACUUCAUCGAGAAGGGGCAAUACGAAUCCGCUCUGCAAAUAUACGAUUGUCAGGUAUUCAGACGUUGUAAAGACACAGGAUCCAUGUUGGACACUGUAGAUGCUUGUUCAAUGCUCUGCAGACUGGAAAUGGAGGGGGUGUGCGUGAAGGACCGCUGGCGAGAACUCCUCCAGAUAACACAGCCUCACACCGACGACCAUGUGACGUUGUUUAACGACCUCCACUUCCUCAUGGUGUCGCUGGGAGCUAAGGAGAGCGGUACCUCGCGGCGUCUGCUGGAGGGCCUCCAGGAAUUGGCUAAAGAGCCAGGGGACAAUCAGCAACAUCAGUUGGCUGGGACUGUCGGUAUACCAAUGUGUCAGGCCAUGAUGGAGUACAACCAGGGCAACUACGAUCGAGCUGUGGAGCUACUGCACCCUUUACGCUACCGCAUGGUAGAUAUAGGUGGCAGUGAUGCGCAGAGGGAUGUCUUCAAUCAACUGCUUAUUCAUGCAGCCAUGAAGUCGGAAAAUAAACACCACCAGAAACUGGGAAGAUGUCUUCUGGUGGAGCGCGAUGCCAUGAGGCCGGACUCCCCUCUGACUGAUCGCCUGAUGCAGAGAGCCCUGGCUCUUCACAACUAGACUGACUGCAAGGUGCGCAGAGCAGUUCCUAUGCAAAAAACAUCAAAGCAACACCAUAAUCUGAUGUGCUGGCGUUUGGCUUUAGGAGACCCCUUUGCCAACUGGCAGGACUUUGGCACUGUUGUCAAAACAUCUGAAAAGUUUUAUACAGCCCUCUCGCUCAUUGCCCUUUUAGAUUGCUGACCUGUAAAGCUUUGUAAGUGAACAAAUUUGCACAUCUCUCUUCUCUUAUGAGCUAAUAUUAAUCACAGGUUGCCAAUUUUCAUUAUGUGAGUCGAUUCUUUUAGCUAACAAAACUUACACCUUUAAUCAACUUACAACAGUGUAACUUUCUUCUUCCUUUGAAUUUUAUUAGCAAACAUCACAUUUAAAUAUAAAUACUUUUCAGAAAUAAAAUCUGCAUGUCAAGAUCAAUACAAAAACCAUUUUCAAAACUAAUAAAUAUACACUUUGCCCUUUG
Messenger RNA from Morone saxatilis (striped sea-bass), 1920 nucleotides. RefSeq names its product tetratricopeptide repeat domain 38 (gene ttc38). Lineage: Eukaryota; Metazoa; Chordata; Actinopteri; Moronidae. The record is from RefSeq and is a predicted model, not a curated record. The coding region runs from base 60 to 1460 and encodes 466 amino acids. The transcript has 14 exons. Gene Ontology annotation, molecular function: protein binding.